Messenger RNA from Metarhizium robertsii ARSEF 23, 585 nucleotides. RefSeq names its product prefoldin subunit 3. The coding region runs from base 1 to 585 and encodes 194 amino acids. The transcript has a single exon. NCBI's taxonomy places the organism in Eukaryota, Fungi, Ascomycota, Sordariomycetes, Hypocreales, Clavicipitaceae. The record is from RefSeq and is a predicted model, not a curated record.
AUGCCCUCUAGAGAAGCUGAAAAAUUCAAGUCACCUUGUAGUUCUUCUGGUCUGCACAUGCUUCAAAUGCCCAAGUCAGGACACUCCCAUCUCUUCUCUGGGAAGAAGGCACAAGAUGGACUGCGCAGUCCGACCUCCGGACCUCAACCAAAUCCCACUACGUCGCGUGACAAGAACAAUAAAAACUCUCCGACUUGCUUAUUCUCCCGCCUUUUCAACCCUCAUGAUCCUCCGUCGUCCAUCUAUAGUCAGGGUCAUGUUAGAAUCAGGCCUGUCGUCGCAGAGCCCUACGAUCGUCUGUUUUCGCAGCCAGGAAACGACGAGCAGCCCGGCCCUCCUCCGUCGGAGCAACUGUGGGAAAAUGUCAAUGCUCGGCGCCCAUCCCGCAACGUCCCUGAUACCCGGCCGCUGCGAGCACAACAGGAAGACGCUCAAAUCGCGUCUGGGCAGUUCGAAGUCAACCGCCGCGCGGUUCUGGCUUCGCAGGCUGGACAGGAACUACCUGAGGGUAUGAGCAGGGACUCUAUCCCAAGGUGCACACCUUUAGAGGCAUAUCGAUGCAGCUCUGGUGCUGAUCGAACUUGA